ACGUUAGAAACACACCAGGAGUACAGAAGAACGUGUUCCGGAAAUAUUAACUGAUUUUAAAUAUCUGCCGAUGAAUAAACUUACGGAGGAGUGAGGUUUUGUAUUUAUUUUUUUAUUAAAUAAGUGAACAGUUAUUCAGCAUGGACAUAUCCUCUGAUGAAGCUGAAGACUGGUUUAUGGAGUCUCUAAACACAUACAAAGAUCUGCAUGUGUUUCAACUCGAGCAUCCGACAAAAGUAAUAGAGUGGACGGGUGACAAAUGUAUUUGUGUUGCAGGAUACACUGGAGCUAGAAGCGAAAUCUUAGAGUUACUUCUGCCUCUUAAAUUAUAUGCAGGAGAAAAUCAGGGUCUUUGUGCAGAAAGAGACUUCAAAGUACAGCAUGGUGGCUUUUCAGAGGAACCUGUUGAGAGUUUGAUACAUAUCCCUGGAACGAGAUGUGUGGUGACUACUGGAAGUUCUAGUUCAGCGUUGCAGAUUUGGGAUAUUGGAGGCGAUGAUAGUGAUGUUAUAAAAAGGACUGGAGUCAUAAACCUCAAGAGCAAAUCAUCAAAAGGCAGUAAAAUAGCACCAGGAUUGACAGACGAGCCAGCAGUCCUUCAUGGUUCUUGUAUAAGUGAAGUUCAGCUGACAGAGAUAGCAACAGGACGGGUUCUGUAUACAGUAGCGAAAGAAUCCUCAGAUUCAGUGAGUGGCUUACAGUUUGUGAAUGCUUGUGUAUUUCUCAUUUGUGCGAGUAAUGGCACUUUGCUCAUGGGUGACACAAGAGAUCCCUCGACUUGUCAUUAUCCUCUGCAAGACAGUAAGAGUGGUUUGCACUGGUCAUUUGGGUUGAGGAGUGACAGAUCUCAGUCCGAACCUUCCUGUUGUACUGUAGCCAGACUCUCGUCCUCCGGUCACAUGCUGCUAUCUGAUCUAAGAGAUUUGCAGAGUCCGUUUUGUCAAACCCAACUAAAUGUCCAACACAGCACAUCAAAGAAUGACUUUCUGAAUGUUUCUUGGGCUCCUGUUCUCGAUAGAUGUCUUUCUGUGUCGGGGUUUGAUGGAACAGUGCAUAUCUACAACACAAUGGAUUGGAGUACAGAGGGACAGAACCCUCAGCCAGUUUUUUCACACCGAGGCCAUGAAAUGUCACAUGAAGCAAAAUACAGCGGUUCCCCGCCUGUGGUUACCACCCAUUCUUGGCAUCAGUCACGACCAAAAACUCUUCUCUCAGCAGCUACGGAUGGAUCUCUACAUGUAUGGGACUGGUUGGAUAAAAUCACUGACAGAUGAUGUUGAUGUUCAUUAGGUAAUUAAUAGUCAAAACUAUUGUGUAAUGAUACAAGGAAAUCCUUUAUUCAAUAGAUUUUCAUAAUAAUUUGCAGUCAGCGUACAAUGUUUGUUACAAUGUUUAAUUUUCUCUUAAUAAAAAAAAAAAGUAAUAUGUUUUAUAAAACAACAUUUUUGCUGUAGCUGUUGGGUAAUAACAACAUGAUAACAAAAUGAUAACCUAAUUAGGCAACAGUGAAUAUUCUUACAACAUGUCCUUCUAUUGUUAUUAUUAUUUGUCAGGAACUGUCAGCCACCUAUAUUGACUAUAAAACCUUUAAAUAAUUUUGAGCCAUUUUUUUGCUUUUGACUGGACAACAUGACAACAUAGGCUAAUAUACAAUACAAAUAAAGAUCUUCUACAUUAUUUAAGUCCCUAUCUUCCAUCAAUAAUUCUCCAGUAAACCACAAGAAGUAAUACUCACAUAAUUGAUCUUUCCUGCAGCAGCAACAGUUGAGUCUCUCAGAAAGUCUGUCACCACUCGUAGUCUAAUAACCUUCCCAUGCUGUGCUCCCCUUAUUUAUAGUAUUAUAUAGACCCUUUUAGGGCCGAUGUCACAAUUAACAUCACAGUGCUAGCUGGAGGCAAAACAAAGGGAAAAUUGGAUAUUUUAAUAGAGAAAGAUUACCACCAAAGAUUAGCUUAAAAUAUCUUGUUGUGAUGUUGGGUGCCAGAAUCGUCGUAAUAGUCUCAAAUUAGAAAUUUUAUUCACAUAUCUGCUGCCACUGCCAGACAAAAAAAAAAAAAACGACGACAGCUGUGGUUAAACGCGAUAAAACGAGCGGACUGGACAGAAACGAUCGUCAAAAAUGCACACUUCUUGUCAGAAAAGGUUCAAUAAAGUAUUGUCUUCUGUUGUUAUGGGUGCUCUAAAGAUUUCUUAUGCAUCUCACGACUCUGUCGUGUAUAUGAAAUAAUGUUUGUGUGCAUGUGUGCAAAACAACAAACUGACAAUUUAUGUUUAAUCAUUCGUAAUUGUAUAGGCCUAUGAAUUGUUGUGAUUAAUUGUGGCUGGAAUAAUAAUGUAGCUGUAAAAAUAGUUGCCUGCUGGAAUUGAAAUGUAUAUACAUCUUCAUAACUAGGUGAGUUUGUCUGUACUAUACACGUUAGAUAUGAGUCACUCGACCGAUGGGAAUCCAAAAUUGAAAAAGCCCCCCCCCCCGCCCAACUGUUAUAUGUAACGUACUAAAACAAAAUUUCUGUAAAAAUACAAACUAAAUGACUUUUCAUCAAGUUCAUGCACUCUAUUCAAAACUUUAUCUUUAAUCAUCAAACAAGGGAUGUUUUCUGCAUGCAUGAACAAUGGUGUGUGAAAAUCUUGAUGUACUUAAAAACAGAUGGCAUUUAAAUUUUGUUUUUUUUUUUUUAAGUAGAUCCCUUUCUGAAACAUCAG
This is a messenger RNA of Onychostoma macrolepis, 2704 nucleotides long. RefSeq names its product WD repeat domain 73 (gene wdr73). Gene Ontology annotation, biological process: cytoplasmic microtubule organization. Gene Ontology annotation, molecular function: protein binding. Gene Ontology annotation, cellular component: cytosol; spindle pole. The transcript is spliced from 8 exons. The record is from RefSeq and is a predicted model, not a curated record. Bases 141 to 1274 code for a protein of 377 amino acids. NCBI's taxonomy places the organism in Eukaryota, Metazoa, Chordata, Actinopteri, Cypriniformes, Cyprinidae.